Messenger RNA from Lemur catta (Ring-tailed lemur), 243 nucleotides. It is a transcript of the gene MYOCOS, whose product is annotated as myocilin opposite strand. The transcript is spliced from 2 exons. Bases 1 to 243 code for a protein of 80 amino acids. The record is from RefSeq and is a predicted model, not a curated record. Lineage: Eukaryota; Metazoa; Chordata; Mammalia; Primates; Lemuridae.
AUGGCUCAGAAGAGCCCCGAAGUCAACGCCAUUAAUCUCCCCUACAAAGACCUGGCCUCUGAAGUGACCAGGCGCAGAGUCACUAUGGACACAAGAGAGGAGAUCAUUACCAAGAAAAGCGAUGAAGCUAAGGAGACGCUCUCACGUCUGGGUUCGGAACAAGCCCUUCCUCCCGACGUGGCCCACCGCGAGGCACCUCCCGCGCCGCCCCCUUCUCCAGCUGAGUGGUCCACGGACUCUUAA